This is a messenger RNA of Ceratitis capitata (Mediterranean fruit fly), 2675 nucleotides long. Its product is annotated as mitochondrial glutamate carrier 1. NCBI's taxonomy places the organism in Eukaryota, Metazoa, Arthropoda, Insecta, Diptera, Tephritidae. The record is from RefSeq and is a predicted model, not a curated record. Gene Ontology annotation, biological process: L-glutamate transmembrane transport; aspartate transmembrane transport; malate-aspartate shuttle. Gene Ontology annotation, molecular function: L-glutamate transmembrane transporter activity; L-aspartate transmembrane transporter activity. The transcript is spliced from 6 exons. The coding region runs from base 237 to 1190 and encodes 317 amino acids.
UGUCAAAAACAUCUGUACAGUUUUGCACGGAGUUCAACUCGAGUGGUCGUUGGUGUCGUUGGAGACAUUAAUCAGUGCGUUUAAUAUUCUGUAUAUUUUUUGUCAUAUCGUAUUUAUGAUAAAAUUGAUACAAACUUUAAGAGCAUUGAUUAUUAAAUAUUACACGAUUAGUGCUCUUCUCCCGUUGGCGUUCAUAUUUUUAUAAACAAAAAAUAAAGUAUAAAACAGUAUCAAUAAUGUCUCAACAAGCAUUACCACAGCCCCAACAGCAGCAGUUCGCUCUGUUGCCGAAGAUAAUCAAUGGUGGCAUUGCUGGUAUUAUCGGUGUCUCCUGUGUUUUCCCAUUAGAUUUGGUCAAAACCCGCUUGCAAAAUCAACAAGUUGGACCAAAUGGCGAAAAAAUGUACAAAAACAUGUUCGAUUGCUUCCGCAAGACAUAUCACGCUGAAGGAUACUUUGGUAUGUACCGUGGUUCAGGGGUGAAUAUAUUGCUCAUCACACCAGAGAAGGCCAUCAAACUGACAGCCAAUGAUUACUUCCGACACAAACUAACCACCAAAGAUGGCCAACUGCCAAUGACCAGUCAAAUGUUGGCUGGCGGUUUAGCUGGUGCAUUCCAAAUAAUCGUGACGACUCCUAUGGAGUUAUUGAAAAUUCAAAUGCAGGAUGCGGGACGUAUUGCCGCACAAGCCAAAUUGUCAGGAAAAACAGUGGAAAAGGUGUCUGCAACAAAAUUAGCCUCACAAUUACUCAAGGAGAAGGGUAUUUUCGGUCUAUAUAAGGGCAUAGGCGCGACAGGUGCGCGUGAUGUCACCUUUUCCAUUGUGUACUUCCCAUUGUUUGCUACAUUAAAUGCGUUGGGUCCACGUCGCAAUGACGGUUCGGGCGAGGCAGUAUUCUGGUGUUCCUUCCUAUCUGGUUUGGCAGCCGGCUCAUUUGCGGCGUUGUUUGUGAAUCCAUUGGAUGUGGUGAAAACGCGCUUACAGGCGAUUAAGAAAGCGGAUGGCGAGAAAGAGUUCAAGGGUAUUGUAGAUUGUAUUAGCAAAACGUUCAAGUACGAAGGUCCAACGGCGUUCUUUAAAGGUGGUCUUUGCCGUAUGAUUGUGAUUGCACCGCUCUUUGGUAUCGCACAAAUGGUCUACUUUUUGGGUGUAGCCGAGGCAAUGCUGGGCUUAAAACAGAAGGAUUAAACAUGUGUAAACAAUCAAACAAUGGUUAUUAAUUUAAUUUACUAUAUGUUUAUAUGUAUGUGUAUUUAUUAAAGUUAAAAGUUAAAAGAUGAUUGUAAAUUUAGCAAAAACAGCCAAUUUAUGUAACUAAUGUUGUCAUAUUAGAGUAAAUAAUAUAAUACCAUGGAACUGAACAAGAGAAUUGCAUGUACACGCAUACGAAUGCAAAUGUGAUGCAUUUAAUGAAAACUACUGUCCGUGCAUAAACUAUGUACCAAAUAAUUGUUCAAAUUUGAAUAAACUAUGUACAUACACACAUAUGUAACAUAUGUAAGUUAAUUUAAAACGAGAGAUACUGUGGUAGACUGUGCUCGCCAUUGGGCAAGGAUUUCUACGCCUUUUAUUGACUAAAUGCCGAGCGUAUUAUAUAAAAUAUUCUUGCAGAUUUACAAAAUUUUUUUUACAAAUUCUAUUUAAAAUAUUUUAUAUGAUUUAAAAAAGCCAAUUAGUAAUUAUGCUCCUAAAUCUGAUAUGCAAAUGUAUGUUAGAAAGAAAAUUUGGACAUUUUAAUAGCGAAAAAUGAAAUAAAUAUGCUGCCUUUUUAAUGUAAUAUAAACUUUUUAACAGAUUUUAGGUUGCUCAUUGAAGAUUUUCUAAUGUUUUAUGCUUCAUUUUAGGCAUAGAAAACCGUUUUUUAUAUAUUAUUUUUUAUUAUUAUUUACUUGAGGGAAAAUAACUUUUUGCGUGCGUAAAACCUUGCUCUAAUUAAAUAAUUAAAGCAUAUAUUGGUAGAAAUCAUGCGAUGUGUUAUAAAAUGCUUAGGCUUAACGUACAUACAUACAGUUCAAAUAAUACGGUCAAUUCAAAGUUAUGCUCAUUACUAGUUAUAUGAAUGUUUACGCUGAAAGAAAAUUUUUGACCAAGGAAAGUUGAGACUCCAAGUAUCUAGUAUAUGAUCUCUAUGAUCAAUGCAAAAGCUGAAAGUAAAGUUAUUUCAUUAAAGGAAAAGGAAUAAAUGUGUAUAUUUCAUAAAAAAAAAAUAUAAAUAAAUUUUUUUUCAAUUAAGUUCUUUCAAUCAUGCUUAUAUUAAUAUAUCCAAAAGGCACAUGAACAUGCGCAAGGCGCAAAUCAAUUUAUAAUGACAAUAAUCUGCUAUUGGAAGAAGAAGCCACAAGCUAACAGACAAAAAGUAAUCGUGAAUUUAUGAAUCAAGCUAUGCUUAAACACAUAGAUACAUACCUAUAUAUCUAAUAUAUAUACUUCAUCUAUUAAUUAGCUAGUUAAAAUUAAUAUGAAAAAAAACUCCAUUGAUGUUUUCUUAUGCUCUUGUUGUUUUCUAUAAAAUGCGUUUUGCUGUGUAUACAUUAGCUUAAUUGUUUUGAAAAAGAAUUCUGUAUUGAUAUGCGAUAUAAGCAAACAUUAUAAAGUUUCAAAAAGUAGUUUCAGUGGGGUAUCCAUUUUCAUGUGUUUAUUAAAUAUACGAGUAUGUAUGUGUAAAAAUUAAAA